AUGGUCAAACCAACAUAUCAAUCUAUUGAGGACAUUGGAGAAGAUCAACGUAACUUCUAUCACAAUAACAAUAAUGUCCGACGAUUAUUACGUUUGAAACCUUCAAUGAAAAAAGUUGUCUUUUUGUUACUUACAUUAUGUCUAAUCGUUAGUUAUCUGUUAUCUUUUAUACCAAUUUUUGAAGUUCAAGAAGUGAUCAAUAAUAAUAAUAUUAAUAAUAACAGUAAUGAAGGUCUUGUCACAGCAGAACACGGUGCCGUAGCUUCUGAAUUGGUGAAUUGUUCGAAUAUAGGUGUCGAAGUAUUAAAAGAAGGUGGCUCGGCAGUUGACGCAGUUAUUUCAACUCAAUUAUGUGUAGGCACCAUUAAUGCAUUUUCUGCCGGAAUCGGAGGAGGUGGUAUAAUGAUGAUUCGAUUAUCAAAUGGUAAUUCGGAAAUGAUAGACAGUCGAGAAUCCGCACCUUCCGGAGCAAGACAAAAUAUGUAUCAAAAGAAUGAAACUUUGGCUGCGAUCGGUGGGUUAGCUGUAGGUGUACCAGGUGAAAUUCGAGGAAUGAAACUUGCACAUGAAAGAUAUGGAAAAUUACCAUGGAAACGAUUAUUCGAACCAUCAAUAAAAUUAAGUAGAGAAGGAUUUCACAUGUUUAAACCAUUAAUGGAAACCGAUCCCGUUUUUAGUGCAACAUAUGCACCCAAUGGAAGAAUUCUUGAAGAAGGAGAAAUGAUGUAUAGAUUAAAUCUUUCAAAAUCUUUGGAAAUUAUUGCAAAUAAUUAUACUGAAUUUUAUGAGGGAUCAAUUGCUAAAUCGUUAAUACAAGCCAUAAAUUCACGAGGAGGUAUCAUGACUUCUAAAGAUUUUUCAAAUUAUCGACCUAUAAUUCGUGAACCUCUUAUUGGAUAUUAUCAUGGAAGAAAGAUUAUAACGACACCAGAACCGACAAGUGGACCUGCAUUAUUAUUAAUGUUAAAUUUAUUGGAAGAAUUUAAUAUGUCGAAAACUGGAUUCAAUAGCCUUAAUUUGCAAAGACGGAAUAUAUCGGAUUAUCAAACAUUUGAACCAGAGUAUUAUCAACCUGUUUUCGAUUAUACUGCGGAUCAUGGUACUACUCAUAUGUCAGCGGUAGAUGUAUCUGGAAUGGCAGUUGCUUUUACUUCCACGAUUAAUCAAAUUUGGGGAUCACAAGUAAUGGAUCCGGUUACUGGAAUUAUUUUAAAUAAUGAAAUGGAUGAUUUCUCGAUACCUGGUAAACCUAAUACAUUUGGAUUAUGGCCUUCACCUUAUAAUUUUGUUGCACCAAAUAAACGUCCAUUAUCAUCAAUGGUACCGACAAUAGUAGAAAGAAAUGGAGAAUUUGAAUUAGCACUUGGUGGUAGUGGAGGUGCAAGAAUUCUUACUGCAGUAUUACAAGUUUUGUUAAAUGUAUUUGAUUUUGAUAUGAAUAUUUUACAAGCCAUUGAUGCUCCUAGAGCCCAUCACCAAUUAUUACCCAAUAUAUAUAAUGUGUAA
Diversispora eburnea is the source of this 1506-nucleotide messenger RNA. NCBI's taxonomy places the organism in Eukaryota, Fungi, Glomeromycota, Glomeromycetes, Diversisporales, Diversisporaceae. The record is from the annotation of a GenBank genome assembly.